ACCGGGUAAUAAGUUAUAUGAUGCGAACAAUAAGUUUAUCGGAUGUUCGUUACCGAAAACUGAAAUGGACAAGGUCACGUUCCAACACGAUGUCGAUUAUAACAAUAUGACCAACCCGACAAAAGAUCAAGUAUGGGAGGCAGAUAAAAAAUCAAUGUUGGCAGCAAUGAAUACUACCGAUAAAUACUAUGGUAACAUUGCCACAAUUGUUGGCCUUGGGCUCAAAAACAUAGCAGAACGUACACAUGAAGCGAUUACCGGUAGUAAUAGCGCAAUAUAUCCACAGUGCGGUCGUGUACAACCGGACCAAAAGGACAACGACGCACAAGGAGCAGAGUCCAAGGGUAAUGCAGAACCAGCUGAUACCACAACAAAAUCAACAAAUAACACUGACUCGAGCCGACAAUUGCGUACUGAUCACCAGCACGUCGAUAACUUCGAUAAUAAUUUUUCAACUAGCGGUAAUAAUAUGGAAACACCUACAUCGUCGUCCAAGAGGCCUGCUGAUUCCCCAGCGGGGUCUGCCUUUAGCAAGAAAUCCAAUAUGGUUUUACCUGGUACUGCUAGCGCCACUGCUUCUGAUAGUGAUACGGGAAAUCCCAGUCCUGAAAAUGCUGUAAGUACUACCUAGACCCACACACAUUACAACAGGCUAUACUAUGGUAU
This is a messenger RNA of Acyrthosiphon pisum (pea aphid), 666 nucleotides long. RefSeq lists its product as uncharacterized. Lineage: Eukaryota; Metazoa; Arthropoda; Insecta; Hemiptera; Aphididae. Bases 65 to 631 code for a protein of 188 amino acids. The record is from RefSeq and is a predicted model, not a curated record. The transcript is spliced from 2 exons.